AUGGUGGAAGGAGAACUGGAGUCCCAGAUCUUCAACAGAGAUCUUAAGAACAACCUAGAGAACGUCGACCUCGCCGUUCUAAAUCAGGAGAUGGAGAGACUGAUACCAGUGGACAAUCCCGUGGUGGCUUGUCCGCUUCCAAGCGAGCGGCGCUGCAAAGCCGAGAUCAAAGAUGGGAUGUUGACAUGCAGGAUGGCCAGGGACGACAGAGUUUACGAGUUCGAGAAGAAGCUCAAGCUUCGAGCCUUGACCACGCCAGAGUUUAACGAGGUGGCUGAGAAGGUGGCUUCUGACCUUGCGAUCACUGAAACAAAGGUGGUGCGGGAGAUCGGAGGAGACCUGCAGGUCUUUGAGGAGAAGUGGACCAUGUACAACAAAGACCUCGGCUGCAAGGGAUCGAACUCAGUCUUCUUGAGAAGGUUCCGACGCUUGAUCGAGCUCAAUGAAGGCUAUGUGCAUUUCAAACUCUGGCAGACCUUUCUGGAGUGGUUGUAUUCGAUGACCAUCGUCUUCGUCGCCCCCUGCAUACUGUGGCAGGUGCGGAAAGGAGAUGAUUCAGACUUGGACAUGCUCGGCUACCUGUCGAUCGUCACAUCCGUACUGCAGCUUUUCCUGCCAGGCUUCGUCUCCGCCAUUUUCAAGAAGGACAUCCGGUGCGGCCUCCUGGUUGAGUUUCUGGUCAAGUUGCAGUUCGUCGUCAUGCUCAUGGACACUCUGGUCAACAUCCGCAGCGGCGUCACCUGCAUCAACGGGGCCUCACUUCUCAUGUCGGGCCUGUUUGUGAGCUUGAUCCAGCAAGCCAACGUCCGCUACGGGAAUAUGGUGAUGGUCAGGCGGCUGACGGAGAUCGUCGUCGUCCUCUGCACCAUCUACGCCUGCAUCCUCGCUCCGGUCUUGAGCGGGUUUGAGAAGCUUGCCCUCCUCAUCUUCAUCUUCCUUGGGCUCAUGGACGUGCUGGCCGGGCAGCUGACGUAUCCUAAGUGUCACGGGCAGGGAGACAUGGCAAAAACGCGAUGGUGCAAAGCCCAGUCAGAGUAUCAGUGGGUUCUUUGGACAACAUUCUUUCUCAAGAUGGUCUGCUCUCAGACCGACAAGAUCUCCAUCUUGAUCUACAAGCCUCUUCCCUCCAAGUAUGGCGUCGAAUACCAGAUCCUCAAGGCCCAGCAUGUUGUCGUGGGGGUCAGCAGCCCUUGGGUGAACUGCUCGGAGACUAGAGGGGUCAAGACCUCCGGCCAGCCGAUCCUCUUCCCCGAGGUGAUCCUAGCCAAGAGCGUGACGAGCAAGCAGCAGUGCGAGAUGAAGCUAGACAUGGUCCACCUCGAGCUCGCCAGCGACUGCAUGUUCUGGCAGAGCAGCCCAGGGUGUGCUGGGGAGGUCGUUCCGUUCCCCCAGGUAAUGAGGCAGACGAUGAGGGUGGAGGAGGUACGGACCUGUCUCAAGAUCAAGAGCGUCUGCGGCUACGUCAGCUCCUGCGGUAUCAUGGGCUGUGACGUGAGCCCGGGCGACCGGGUUGACUGUGGGAGCUGCUUCACGGAGCUGAGGGAGGGGGUGCUGGGCUUCAGCUGGACGAUCCCUGUGCCGGUCAGCUCUGCUGCGGCUGCUUUGGUGUUUGUGAUAACCGGCAUGUUGCUGUACGUUACGAUCUUGUUGCAGCUGAGGCUGGAGAGGCUUGCGAACGAAUUCAUGUAUCCGGUGCGACAAUCGUUCAAACAACACGCGUUAGACAAGCGUUUUCUCAAUCAGCUCAAAUUGACGGACACGUUCUCCUACCCUCCACUCCCCAACGACCAAGCCAGCUCCAGCCCUGCUGCUCGUAACUCCGCUAUUAUUCCGAGCGUGCAGGCAGACUUGUCCUACGAUGGCGGCCCAGCACAAGCCCAGCAAGUGGUGUAUAUUCCUCUCCCCCCAGCACAAGCCCAGCAAGUGGUGUAUGUUCCUCUCCCCCCAGCACAAGCCCAGCAACCGGUCUAUGCUCUUCCUUCCCCACCAGCACAAGCCCAGCAACCGGUCUAUGCUCCUCCUCCCCCGCAAGCUGCUUUGAUGCCGCCGAGAGGAGCCCGAGGAUCGUCGGGUCACCUCGACCCCCCAGCCAUGUACCCUGACGGGCAGCAGCUCGCGAUAACUGCUCCCCGCGAGGAGAUGACGUUCGGUCAAGCGUCGGAGAUCCUGCUCGUCAUGUCGUCUGUGCUGGACGACCAGUCUUCCUACAGCUCGCUGAAUGACACUGCCGACGCGAUCGCCAAGGCUUGCUCCUCUGCCUUGGUCUCGAGCUCACUGGCCCUGCAGGAGUGCGAGCAGGCAAGGAAGUGGGUGCAAGAGGAGAUCCGCAAGGACGGAGCUAAGAGUGAUACGAGGAGGCGUCUCCUUCGCUCCCGCUCACUCUCCGCAGGCGAGACGUACAUGAGGCAGCUCAUCGUCUUGAACGACAAGCUCCAGCAGCAGCUCCAGCGCUACAAGGCAAGGAAGCAACAGCAGCGCAUCCCAGGUUCUGAUAUGGUCUGA
Molecule: messenger RNA, 2502 nt
Organism: Guillardia theta CCMP2712
Lineage: Eukaryota; Cryptophyceae; Pyrenomonadales; Geminigeraceae
Exons: 5
Coding region: 1-2502 (833 amino acids)
Source: RefSeq, a predicted model, not a curated record